AUAUGAAAGUUGCUUGUCAAACAGAAGAAACGCCUACAAAUGAAGUUGGUUGUCAGACUGAAGAAAGUGCACCUCCUGCAAGAAUAGAAGAAUCAGCUCCUCCUAGUAACGAUAAUUUAUCUCCAGAAAGAGAUAGGAAAGCUUUAUGGGAAAUCAUCGGAGAGGAUGCAUAUUUAGAAGUAAUAUUUUUUUAA
Messenger RNA from Funneliformis geosporum, 194 nucleotides. The record is from the annotation of a GenBank genome assembly. NCBI's taxonomy places the organism in Eukaryota, Fungi, Glomeromycota, Glomeromycetes, Glomerales, Glomeraceae.